This is a messenger RNA of Sitophilus oryzae (rice weevil), 979 nucleotides long. RefSeq lists its product as uncharacterized. The record is from RefSeq and is a predicted model, not a curated record. The coding region runs from base 122 to 781 and encodes 219 amino acids. NCBI's taxonomy places the organism in Eukaryota, Metazoa, Arthropoda, Insecta, Coleoptera, Curculionidae. The transcript is spliced from 2 exons.
AAUACGAUAGGUAUAUAUCUUAAAUCAGCCCCAUCAUUUCUAUUUCCCUGGUAAUACACCUUUUUAAUUACCAAAGUUUAAAGUAGCACCGUCAAAAUCGUAUUCUACUAACAAUAUAUUCAUGGCAAACUCAAACGCUGAAGCUGGAAUAGAAAUUCAUGAUGUAGACCCAACUAGUGAUGAGAAUAUGCGUGUUGUUGCACGAAAACCAAAUAUAACACGAAGUACAUCGCUAACAGAAAGAAUAAGAGCUGGGUUAAGAAGUAUUACCAACCGCAAGUAUCGUACAGUAGCUGUUACCGAGAAAGAAAUAACUAUAGCAAGUAUUUCACCUCCUCUGACUCUGAGCACGAACAACAAUACCCAACUUGUUGGACCUAUCAAUUCUAAAUACACAUUAUUAGGCUGUUUUUUCGAUAUAAAUGGUUAUGGAGACUUUCUGAUGAUGGACGAGUUCAAAGUAACGCAACUUACAAAACUGACUAUGAUGGUGUUUUUGUACGAAAAUAUUAUGAUUUUUACUAUGAAAGAACCCAAUAAAGACUCAUAUUACUUCAAAGACAGCAUUAGAAUGGAGGAUCUUUAUUUAUGUGCAAUCAAAAAGAAAACUGUUCUGGUUGUUAAGAAUCACACCAAAAGCAGAAGAUAUCAUAAAGAAAUAUUCUUCGAGUUGCAUACGUCAUCAGAAGACAUACAAUUUAAAUGGCGCAUUGCCCUACAAAAGUACUUGUGGAAGCAGUUUGCUAAAGUGAAACAAGAGAAACAAGAAAACCUAGUUUAACAAAGACACUCUCAGUAGUGUUAAUAUAAUAUGGAGUAUCUAAAAACCAGCUGCAAAUUUACCGAGUGAACACAAAAUAUAACAUAUUUCUAUUACUACACUUCUCAUUUCUGUAAAGUAUAGGUUACACUAGUGCAAGUAUAUGAGUAUCCAUAGUUUCUCUAAUAAGUCAAGUAUUAAAAAUAUGCAUACACAUCA